CAUGGUGGAGGGAGGACCACGAGGACCCAGCAAGAUGGCGGCGGUGAGGCUGAGAGUGACCCCUCUGGCCGGCUACCUGUUGGCCCUAGCCGUCUACAGCACCCUCAUGCUCAUAGUCACCCUGGACCCCGACCUCGACCCCCAGCAGCAGCAGCAGGAGGAGGGUGUCUCCCGCGGGCACCAGGCUCCCCAGCACCACCCCGCCGCCACCUUCCCUCACGCGCCCCUCACAAGGCCUCGACGUGCCGCCAUGCGGGUGAGACGCGUGGAUGACUUCUACAACUGGAUGAAGGUUCCCCAGACCUCCUGUGACAAGCUUCUCUCGCUUGGUGGGACCUAUUGUAAAGGGGGCGUCGACAACGACAAGUAUGUGUGCCUGGACGACGACGUCGCCCUCAGACCCGGCAACUGUACCGUCUACUCCUUCGGCAUCGGCAAUGACGCCACCUUCGACGACCAGGCUAGUUACUUCGGGUGUGAAGUGCACAUGUUUGACCCUAGUGUCAACAAGACGGUCAUCAUCAACACUAACCUUAAGAAUCAACACUUCUACCCUAUUGGUCUGCACGUCACACACUUUAACAGCAGCUUCAAGAUACAGUAUACUGAAAACUAUACUGAGUUUAUCCAGGGCGAGUUUGACACCUACGACAGUAUACGCUCCCGUCUGGGCCACCAGCAGCGUCCUGUCCACUACCUCAAGCUGGACAUCGAGAACACAGAGUGGAGCGUCCUGCCCUACAUGAUGGAGCGAGGCCUGCUGGCGGGGGUGAGGCAGCUGGCUGUGGAGGUCCACACCAUGGACAUUAUCACCGCUCCUCCACACCAGGUGGUGAAGCUCCUACAGAGGUACUGGGAGGUGAUGCAGGCACUGAGCCAGCAAGGGUUCCUGAGGGCCAGCUACCGGCCCACCGUGGUCCUGGAGUCCCUCUACCAUGUACCCGGCCACAACAGGACCAUCCCCACCUGCUUCGAGGUCCUCUUCCUUCGUCGGGGCGUUGUUGCUGCUCCCGUGUCUUGACCUGCCCUUGUACACUAGGGUGUCGUCGUGUCCUGGAGUGUCCUGGGGUGUCGUCGUGUCCUGGGGUGUCGUCGUGUCCUGGGGUGUCCUGGAGUGUCGUCGUGUCCUGGGGUGUCCUGGAUUGUCGUCGUGUCCUGGGGUGUUGUCGUGUCCUGGAGUGUCGUCGUGUCCUGGAGUGUCGUCGUGUCAUAGGGUGUCGUGUUCUGGAGUGUCGUUGUGUCCUGGAGUGUCGUUGUGUCCUGGA
Molecule: messenger RNA, 1265 nt
Organism: Procambarus clarkii (red swamp crayfish)
Lineage: Eukaryota; Metazoa; Arthropoda; Malacostraca; Decapoda; Cambaridae
Source: RefSeq, a predicted model, not a curated record